AUUUGCACGCUGUCCUCUGCCUUAUUGUUCAAAUUACUCCAACCCGUCAACCACAAAAACAGCAACCUUCCACAUCUGAGUAAAUCACCGAACAAAACCCCAUAACCUUUGCAGACGCGACCUCAGCCAGAACCUACACUGAACUCAGAAACUCUUCCAAGCCAAAUUCACAUCCCGAGACCCAACACUGAAAUCAACCACUACAAACAGAUCAAAACCACCGGCGGCAACCACCCAUCUUAGCCAUAAGCCACCACUGAAAACCUCUCUGCACAAUCUUCACCUCUUCUUUCGCAUUGCUGGAGAUACAAAGACUGUUUAAGGUUAGGGCCCAUUCUUGAAGAUGAAGGGCAUGUGGGAUAAAUGGAAACCAGCGGUGCUAAUGGCGGUGGUGCAGAUCACAUUUGCUGCUUGCAAUAUACUCUACAAGCUUACCAUUUAUGAUGGAAUGAGCACUAUUAUUCUUUCAGCCUACCGUCUCGCAUUCGCAGCGGUUACCACUAUUCCUCUUGUUUUAAUUUUUGAGAGGAAGAGACCAAACAUGACUUGGAAGGUGUUUGGUUUGGCAUUUCUCAGUGGAUUGUUUGGUGGAACUUUAUUUCAAAACUUAUUCUACGGAGCCAUGACAUUGGCGCCAGCAACCUUGGUGUCCGCACUCUACAACCUUAUUCCUUCCAUCACCUUUAUCUUGGCCAUUUCCAUCGGUUUCGAAAAAUUAAAUUGGGGAGCAGCAGCAGGAAAGGCCAAGGUGUUCGGAACUAUAAGUGGACUUGUUGGGGCAAUGGUGCUGGCCUUUUACAAAGGGAUAGUAUUUGAUAUUUGGCCUUUUCAUUUCAACCUUUAUUCAUUAUUGGACCAAACUGGGCACGAGAACGCUGACCCUGGUAAUGAAUUGUUGGGUGCUCUAAGCGUCAUAACAAGUUGCUUUUGUUUCUCUGUGUGGCUGAUCAUUCAGGCUAAGAUAAAUGAAGUAUAUCCAUGCUAUUACACAAGCAUAGCUUUGAUGUGUACAAUAGGAGCAAUACAAUCCAUUAUUUUUGGUCUUUGUGUUGAGAGGGAUUUGAACCAAUGGAAAAUGGGUUGGGAUGUCAGGCUCUUAACUGCGGCGUACUCGGGAAUUAUGGCCUCCGGAUUUAUGAUCAUUUUCGUUGCAUAUUGCAUACGAGUAAGAGGCCCUUUAUUUGCAUCUUCUUUCAACCCUCUAAUGCUUGUGCUUGUGGCUAUCGUUGCUUCUUUGACGUUGGAUGAGAAAUUAUAUUUGGGAAGUGCGAUUGGAUCGGUGCUGAUUGUGGUUGGACUAUAUGCGGUGCUAUGGGGUAAGAGCAAAGAAAUGCAAAAGAUGACUCAGUCAAAUCCAUCAGAAACCACUGGAGAUUCCGAAGCUACGAGGCCAUUGCUGGAUCCAUGAUGGACUGAUAGUAGCUUGUUAAAAUUGCAAACUUUCCUAUGCACCGUUUCUAAAAAUAGGCGUUAUUGUAUUGUAGUUGUCCUUGUACUAGGUGUCAUUGUAUUAUUCUAUUGUUGUCCUUGUAAUACUCUUCUACCGCUUAGACAACCAUGUGGCUUAAUUAUUGUCCAUAGUACUAGAUGUCAUGAAACAGAUGGAUGAAGACAAAAAAUGAAGAGGUGGAACAGUUUCAGUUUCAGUGGCUGAUCUCUUAUAUAUAACAUAUGUUUGUAAUAUGAAUGGUAUGUGAAUA
Messenger RNA from Gastrolobium bilobum, 1700 nucleotides. Its product is annotated as WAT1-related protein At1g68170-like. The coding region runs from base 344 to 1408 and encodes 354 amino acids. The record is from RefSeq and is a predicted model, not a curated record. Gene Ontology annotation, cellular component: plasma membrane. The transcript is spliced from 8 exons. Lineage: Eukaryota; Viridiplantae; Streptophyta; Magnoliopsida; Fabales; Fabaceae. Gene Ontology annotation, molecular function: transmembrane transporter activity.